This is a messenger RNA of Schistosoma curassoni, 7193 nucleotides long. The record is from the annotation of a GenBank genome assembly. NCBI's taxonomy places the organism in Eukaryota, Metazoa, Platyhelminthes, Trematoda, Strigeidida, Schistosomatidae.
UAUAUCUAUAUAUAUAUGCAUAUAUAUAUGAGUGUAUCUAUGCUUCUGUUGUUUGUCUACAAUGGGAAAAUAUUGAGACAGAGCACAGUCAUGAUAUUCAUUGAUUAGAUUAUUACAAUUGUGAAUAAAUAGAACCAAAUUGUAUGGUUUUAUCAUUCAGACAAAUAAAUAUAUAUUGAAUAAAAAAAAAUAAACAAUUAUAACAUUGAAUAGCAUUAAUCAUAAAUAGAAUGAAUACAAUAUUUGAUUAAGAUAAUGUUUUGAUCUAUGACAACUUCUAAAUGUAUAUUUUAUCAUUAGGCAACUACUUCAAUUAUUAUUAUUAUUAUUAACUAACUAAUUAAUUAAUUAAUUAAAAAAUAGCAUAACUACUGUAUUUUUUUCCUACAAAAGAAGAUACAACCAUCAAAUCUAUUUUUAUAUUGAUUAAUGUGUCUUAUUAUGCUUAUCAAAUAAACAAACAAUCAGUUUAAAUGAAACAUCCCUAUUCAUUGAAAAAAAUGAAUAAUAAUUAUUACUAUUACUAUUACUAUUAUUAUUGUUAUUGGAAUUAUUGAAUAAAUUUUUAAAAAAAACAUUAUUAGUGAAGUCAAAUUGCGUUAAUAAAACAAGGUGAGAACAAAAAGUAAACAAAAAAACAAACAAACAAUCAUUCUCUUGAAUAAGUCAAGAAAGAAAACGAAACUUCAGUUCUCUUGAAGGUGAAAACUUUGGAAAUAUAUACAUAUAUAAAUUAAUAGUUAUAAUAUAAGGAUUCAUAGUUGUUUACAUUAUCUUAUUGAUAUCAAGCAAUAAUAAUAAUAAUAAUAAUAAUAAAACAAGACGUGAUCCUAUGAAAAUGACAAAUAUAAAUAAAUCUAAUAAUCAAGAUGGUGAUGCAUUAGAUACUGUUAUUAUACCAUUAAAUUCUUCAUCAACAUCAACAAAAGUUCAUCAAACUAAAAAUGGAAUUUCUAAAUUAUUAUUUAUUUUAUUAAUUCUAUUACUUAUUUUAAUAUUAUUAUUUUUAAUUAUUGCAUCAAUUAUUGCAAUCUAUUAUUCAAAUGCAUAUUAUAAAUGUCAAACAAUUAAAGAUGCUGAGACCAAUCAUUUAAAAUGUAAUGAGCUUGAUGAAAUUUGUACUUCAGAAAAUGUAACAGAUGAUCUACUACAACGAGCACUUGAAUCAUUGUCAAAUCGAUCAAUGAAAGAUGUACGAUUACCAUAUACAGUAAUUCCGAGUUUCUAUGAUUUAAAACUUCAAGUACAUUUACAUCAAGGCAAACCAGAAACAUUCUUUUUUAAUGGAUCUGUUACUAUCAAGAUUUAUUGUUCAAUAUCUACUAAACACUUCUUUGUACAUGCUCAUAGUCGUUUAAAUAUUAGUUUAGAUAAAAUCAGUAUAUCUAUUCUAAGUGAUGAUGGUAAUACACAUGGUAACAUUGAUCUUAAAAAUAUUUCUUAUGAAGAAGACUUAGAAUGGUAUAGAAUAGAACUGGUACAUUCACUUCAACCUUUUACUUAUUAUGAAUUAACCUUUGGACAAUUUCGUUCAGCUUUAAACGAUGAAUUGAAAGGUUGGUAUUUGAGCAAGUAUAUAGAAAAUGGAACAUAUAAAUAUCUUGCAACUAGUCAACUUCAACCAACUGAUGCUAGACGUGUAUUUCCUUGUUGGGAUGAGCCUGGAUUUAAAGCACAAUUUCAGGUUAGCCUGAUACGUCAAAAAGAUUAUCAUUCACUAUCAAAUAUGGCUUUAGAAAGUACUGAAGAACUUCAUGAUAAUUGGUAUCUUGAUAAAUAUGAACCAAGUGUUAAUAUGUCAACAUAUUUAUUAGCAUUUGUAGUUUCACAAUUCGCAUCAAUUCGUGGUAUUGAUUCUAAAGGAAGAAAUUUUACUGUAUGGACAAGAUCAGAUAAAAUUAAUUCAGCCAAAUAUGCUCUUGAAACAGGGAAGAAAAUUAUUGGAUUUUUUGAAGAAUAUUUUGAACUUCCUUAUCCACUUAGAAAAACAGAUAUGGUAGCGGUGCCUGAUUUUGCUGCUGGAGCAAUGGAGAAUUGGGGUCUAAUGAUAUAUAGAGAAGCAACAAUGUUAUGGGAUCCUGAAUUUGGAACAGCAGCUACUCAACAAAAAGUGGCGACGGUUAUUUCACAUGAAGUCGCUCAUCAGUGGUUUGGAAAUUUAGUUACUUUGAAUUGGUGGGACGAUCUAUGGUUAAAUGAAGGUUUCGCAAGUUUCGCUGAAUAUAUUGGAGUGGAUCAUGUUCAUCCAGAAUGGGGAAUGGAUGAACAAUUUCUUCUGGAUGAUAUACAGAAAGUAUUGAUUAGUGAUUCGUUAGCGACAUCUCGGCCAGUUAUACAACCUGUUUACUAUCCAAAUGAAAUUAAUGAAAUUUUCGAUCCAAUUUCUUAUAAUAAGGGUGCGUCCGUUUUAAGAAUGAUGGAGUCAUUUAUGGGUCGAAACACAUUUCGUGCAGGUGUAAAAAAUUAUCUAUAUCAAAACAAAUAUAAAAAUACUGUUCAUGAAGAUUUGUGGAGGGCGCUCACUGAGGCAGCAAAACGUGCAGGUAAAGAUGUGAAUGUUAAAGCCGUAAUGGAUACGUGGAUGAAACAGAUGAAUUACCCAUUAGUAAUCAUUCAAAGAAAUGCUGAUGGCCAAUUUCAAUUUGUACAAAAACAUUACUUAGAGCCACAGGAUGCUAAAUCGCCAAAAAAUCCCUCACCAUACAACUUUACUUGGAAAAUACCAUUGACUUAUGGAUCAGCAAAGACUAUUAAUUGGGAUGAAACAGAUGUCAUUUGGAUGAUGAACAAGACAAUGACCCAAACACUAGAUGUUGCAGAAAAUUCUUGGUAUUUAUUCAACAUUAAACAAGCUGGAUUUUAUCGUGUUCAUUAUGCCGACAAUAACUGGGAACUAUUGACAGAACAGUUGUAUAAAGACCACCGUGCUAUUCCACUUCAUUCAAGAACACAAAUUUUGGAUGACUUAUUCAACUUAGCAAAUCGUGCUACUGUCUCAUACGAUGUCUACUUAAAUCUGACAAAAUAUUUGAAAAAAGAAGAUCAGUAUGUUGUAUGGGAAACGACUCGACGAGCACUAUCUUAUUUAGACCGUAUGCUUGCCAUGGACGAGAGUUAUGGAGCUUUUCAAGCAUAUUUGCGUACGCUUGUAGAUGAUCCUCUUAAAUCAGUGAACUGGACAACAAUGAAAGAAGAUAAAGAUCAUAUGAAGCAUAUGUUGCGCCUGACAUUAACUCGUCUAGCAUGUCAAGCUGAACAUCAUUCAUGCGUUAAAAUGGCUACGGAAUAUUACAGAAAUUGGAUGCUUAAUCCUUCACAAAAUUUGAUCCCACCAAGUUUGAGGCCAGCUGUUUAUUGCACAGCAAUUAGAAUCGGUGGACAAAAAGAAUGGGAGUUCCUAAAACAACGUUUAUUAGAAGUGGAUAUAAAAGAGGAUGAGAAAAAUAGUAUUUUACAGGCAUUGUCUUGUUCUCGUGAUAUGUGGAUAGUAAGACUACAUCUGGAAUGGGUCAUAAAAAAUAAUCAAAAGGAUCCUCAGGAUUUAUUAGAUGCACUUUCAUCUGUGGCAUUGUAUCCUAUCGGCCAGACACUUCUAUGGGAACAUAUUCGUGAAGCGUGGAGAUUUAUAAUGAAUGAAGGGAGAAACGCAACUCGCCCAACUGCUAAAGCCGCUUCCUCUGAUGAUCUCAAUGACAUUUGCAAGUAUCACCAAACCGCAAACUUUGGGCGUCAUAAUGAGUAAGUAAUACAAUUGGUUUGCACAAAAACACUUAAAAUUAUUCCUUCCAUCAACAUUUGUUUCAUAUUUGGACUAUCCAGUUUACCUUCGUAGAUAAUAUCACAUUAAUAUUAAUGAUUACAGAGGGUCACAUGAGAGUUUGGCAAUAAAUCUUAUUCGUUAUAUUAGAAUCGUAAUAAGGAAGUAAUUAACAUUGUUUCCAUUGUAUUAACAAUAAAAGUUAUUGAUUUGCAAAAAUCGAAUCUAGAGUUCCUUCAUAUCGGUAUUCUGUUUUCACUUUCAUACAUGUAUGGAGUUAACACGCUGACACAAGUAUAGAUAAACACAGCAUGGUUAACUCAAAUGGCUGUUUCUGUACACAGUAAACUAAAAGUACCUAAUUAAGUUAAAAAUAGAAGAGUGGAAAGUGACAUUUUGCUUAAUGAAUUUAACCGUCGAAUCCAUAAUAUAUUUUCUAAUGUCAACGAAGAAUUGAUACUCAAUCUGAAAGGCAUAUAGGCACUAGGAUUUCGUUGACACAUUUUGAAUCCAUAGGGUGUAUAAUAAGUAUCUAUGAUUAGCAUAGAUCAUGGUCUAUUUGGAACGGAAGGAAACCUAAGUAAUGACUGCAUUCUGUCAGUAAUAUAGGGAACAAGGUUUGCCAUAUUCUCGAAUUUCCAUCAUCCAAAUACUGUUUUUCUGUCACAUUAUUUUACAUAUCUUGGUAGGUAGUAUUAGUUCUACAAUACAAAUAUAUUAGGUAGAAUAACUUUGAUAUAUAUAUUUCGGAGUUCGUCUGCAUUUACAAGAAAGCAUAAUUUGAAUAGGAUAUAUAUAUAUGUAUAUACCCGAGCAAACCAAUUCUUUCACCUCUGCAUUGUUCAAGUAGUUUAUGUAUGAUUUCAAUUCAGCAAUUACUUGCUUACUAUCGCUUGUUAUCCCUCGUUGAAGAGCAUAGGACACUCACCAGGAUUCUAUAUCCAAAUUUUACCUUGGCCAUCCUUUCCAAUUGUUCAUAAUUGCUAUUCAUUCUUUUGAUGUCUACCACAUCUUCGUUCAGCAAUAAUACAGUUAAACGUACUUGUUUAUAUUUAAUUAAAUUAUUAUCUUUUUGUGAUUAUGAAUAUACUUCAGCCUCAUUCACAGUUUACAUCAAACAACGUGUACAGUUACUGAACUAAAAAUUGUUAAGUUACAUGUUUGAAAAUUUAAUUAUGAACAACUGACUAUUUACCAUGUAGAUGGAAAAUACAUUGACAUGGUUUGUUAUGACAUGAACGGAUGAAGAGUUUUAUGGUGUUAGUAGACUAGUCAUUUCACCACCUGUUAGUUCGAGAAUGUUUUCCAUGUUGUAUGAGGUUGUGAUUCGGGAAAAUUCAUUUCUAGCAUUUAAUCAUCUUUUUACGUUUUUGUUGGUAAAACAACAUCCAUUAAUAUAGGCAAUUCAGUUUAGUCAACUCCUGUUCGAAUUGUUCAUUCUUUAAUGAAAUCAAAUUAUUAAACACUUUAAGCUAUGAUACAUACAACUAAACUAUUAACGGGAUAUGAUAGUGUUACCAGAAUGGACAGAACAUCAGGUAAGUGAUUCUGCAGUCAAUGGAAAGUGUAUCAAGAUAUGAAUUACGUUUAUUUGUUCUAUUUUACAGGUGUGUACUAACUGUAAUCCUUAAAAUACUAUCCAAACGUCAUUACACACUAAAUAACAUACCGGAUCAAGAAGAAGUUAGUUCAAUUUUUUCUUAAAUUCUUAUUAAUUUUAUAAAUUUAGUCACUAAGUAUAUGACGUUGGAUGUUUUGAAGUGAAGGUUGUUUUUCUGUAUAACACUCAAUCAAUAGCUAUCACUGUUGUAUAUGACCAAGUUGAACAUAUAGACCUGUAUAAUCUUGAACUAGUUUAAGCAAGUACAUUACUAUAGCGUACACUGCAAAAAAUAGUAAAAGACAGUUAACAUCGAUAAACCUUCAAAAAUCUGUUUAAUUGAGAAAUUGAAAAUAUUGACGUUGUUUCAGUGGUGCCAAUAAACCCUUAACAAUUGGCUUAAGUACUAAUCACUAGACAUUAAGACUUUAGCGCACUUUUGGAGACAGUCAUAUCGUUCUAUCUAAACAAAAGUUAUUUCUAGAUUGAUGACAUUUUUCGAUUUACAUAUAGACGGAAUAUAUUGGUAUUUUGAAUGUCUUUACACAGGAAUAAAUUUAUAUUUAUGACGCGGAAUUUGUGCAGCUUGGUUGGGUGAGUUAAUUGAUGUGAUUUCGUUAAGGUUGAUAAUUUAGUAGUGUUUUCAUUAUCAUUAUGGACACUGUCAGCCACACAAACUUUAUUCGAUGUGAUAAGAUAUUACAAAUCCAGGGAAGAAGUAUUAUAACCACAUUUUAUGACGGCCUAUUAGUUGGUGCAUUUAUCAUUUCAAAGAUUCCACUCAAGAUAUAUGCUUCAUAUCUUGGACCAACAGCCACCAAAUUCACAGAUUGAGGUGUUUUCACCCCAUCCACCCGAACUGAUUACUACCAUACAGGUCGACCUAAUUUAUUUGGUAGUUAUUAAGUUUUUGUUUUUGGGAUUAAUGAAUACAAAUUGUUGACUUUUAAUUCACUAGGUACUUGCCAUGCAAAAUUCUGGACAAAAACUACUUGAAAAUCAUGUUCUGAAACGUGGAUUAAAUGAUUUGUUUAAAAGGUCGAAGGAAAACAUGAAAUGGACAAAAACUCAUCGUGAUGUUAUCAGUAAUUGGUUAAAUAAAAAUGUUCCCAAUACAAUCACAUUACUUUGAAUGCAUUUCUUUCAGACUAAUCAACAAUUUCACUAUUAGCCAGUUUUAUUCUGUUGAAUUAAUUGAUUACUGGUUUGUCAAUUCACAGAUCUAUCAAUCGAUCUAUCAAUCAAUUCAUCUGUACUUGUGUCUCUGUAACAAACUACUCAUUUCUCUUGUUUCCCUCUUAUUCAAUGUUAAGUAUUCAUAUUUCGGUUUUCAUGUGGUCUUAUUAUUAAUAUUAUUAUUAUUUUGAAUGUUCUAAUAUCCAUUCGUCACUGGAACGUAUAUACAUGUGUACAAUGGUUCGAUCGUACAUAUAUUCAUUCUACUAUUAUUGGCAAUACACAUUUUUCUUUAUUACAGAUGGACGAGAAUAUGUUUUAUAGUGCAAAGAUGAUAUAAAAAUGGAUAUACAAGCUCAGUUACUGUAUGAAUAAUUGCUAUUAUUGUUCCUAUUAUCGUUAUUAGUAUUGUUAUUAUUAUCGUUAUUGUUAUUAAUACUACUAUUAAUUAUGAUAGCUAUUAACCAGAAUGCAUGCUUAUCUGUAAAGGUAUAUUGGUUGAAUUUUUAUGAUCUGAUAACAUUUCGAAAAGUUGAUCUUGUGUGUAACUAGUACUUAUACUCCAUAAAAAUGAUAAGAUUGUUUGUGUUUUCAAGUGUUUGUUCAUCAAGAUUUUGAAACUUAUAUACAUAUAUUAAAUAAUGUAAUUUACAUCCUCUU